GUUACAAAUAGUUAAGUGAAAUCUUAGCUGCAUUUUCCCACCAGCAGAAGUCUUACUCCUGUGGUUAUUCAUUGACUAACUUCUCAUUCAGCCCACUUCUUUUCUAGUCUGCUGGACCUGUCAAACUGUACUGAGUCAGAAAAGUAGUCCCUGAGAGCUCUUGAAGCAAAAACAGAGAACAGCCUGCUCAAAGGAACAGAGAAGCAAAUUAGCUGGGCUGCACAUGACUGGAGGAGGAGAACAAACAAUUGGGUAGGCUUGAAAGUGCAACCAAGGGGAGACAUCCAGUGAGUCUGACAGCUAACCAAAACUAUUCAAAAGGACUGUGAACAAACAUAGAAAUAAGACCGUGUUGUGCUUGAAGAAGGGCAGUAAAAGGAGAGCAGGUGGACAAGAUGAGCAAACCACAAUACAAGAAGUUGGAAGAAAAUGUACCUGAAGCCCAGGAUCCACCCCCCUAUAUGGAAAAUCAACCAGCAUCUUCUGGUAGUGAUUCCCUGGUGCCCCCCAAGUAUCAACCUCCUCAUGAUCCAGCUCCUGGAAGAUACAACCAAGGUCUGGUCAUUCAGUCAACCCAGGCCAUGAACUUCAUACGUGUCCAGCCCACCAAGGAGCCUGAUUACAUGGCCUACUCUAUCUUCACCAUGCUUUGCUGUUGCCUACCUCUGGGAAUUGCUGCCCUGAUUUACUCCGCACAGACCCAAGAAGCCAACCGCACUGGAAAUGCAAUAUCUGCUCGACGAAAUUCCAAGCUGGCACGCAAUUUGGCCCAUGCAGCACUUGGAGUGGGGCUCGGGGCCAUCAGUCUAUACAUCAUCUUUCUUGUGUUCAUAUAUAAUCGAAAUGUCACUGAGCUGAUACACAAUCCCUAUACUGUAUCACCAUAACUAUAAGGGUAAAAUACUGGAAUAUAGGAGAAGUUCUAAGAACUAACAACUAACAAAACUGCUUAAUCAUUACAUGAAUCCAAUCCUAUGUUGCUGAAUGGUAAGCUGCUGAGCUACUAAAACACUGGUUUAAUGCUAAAUACUAAAAUGUCAAAAUAGUUUAGAAAUAACUAUAGAUAGGUAUAAUAAAGUGGGAGGUGACGUAUUAAAGUGGUUAAGAUUCUGCCUUCUCAAAUAUGGGAAGCUGUGCUAUAAGGUGAUUACACAAUCCUUGCACAAACUGCAGUUGUAAUUACACAAAGUGUUGGACAUUCCUAGAAUAUGUUGUUAACAACUAAAAGGCAGAUAUCAAGGUUGCUGCCGUCUAGGUUUCCAAGAUAAAUUGUGAAGAAUGAGGAGGUUAAGUCUUUGUGCCAUAGAGAACAAAAAGGGGAGGUAAAAGAGUAUGAUUGAACUGACUUCCCUCAAUGAGCAGGGGCAAAAACAUUCUUGCAGAGGAAUGCCGUUGAAUCAUCCUUCUAAAGUGAAGAUGAAAACGCUCAGAUAUGGUUGCCCUUUCAAUGCUACGUUCCUUCCUCCAACCAACUCCUUUUUUUCUAAACUGUUUCCAUUAUCCAAACUCCUGCCUAAGUCCUACUUUCCAUGACCAAGGGUUCCAACUGAGUCUCACUGCAACACGCUAAAUGAUUGGGUGAAACCCUAAAUGCUCAUGUGUGUGUGUAUAGACAAGAUGCUUUAAAGGAAAGACACUUGUUCAGAGAUUUCAUCCCUAGAACUGAAGAAUGAUAGUGCCAGCAAAUCAAAAUUUUGAGAAGACAUUUCAUAUAAUCACUUUCUCCAACCUUCUGCCCUCCAGAUACAUUGGACAACAAAUUCCAUAAUUUACGUGGAGUGGGAGUUAUAGGAGAUGAAGCCAAACACAUCUAGAUGAUAUUAGAUGCUCUGUAAACCAAAAUAAGAGCACUGUUUGAACUAGUACCAGAAUGAAGUGAUUGUCAACAAGGAGCUUUGGAGAAUAACUCCUUGAUCUUCUGCCUUCUCCUCUGUAUGGCCUCUCCACAUGUCCUCCCAUGUGGGAUCAGAGCAACUCAGCUAAAAUCCUCUUUCUUCAACAAACCAGCUCAACAAAUCAUUAUUGCAAUUAAAUCUCUGCCACAGAAUUCUAGAAGUUUGGUUUUGACUAAUUGCUUUUUAGAGACAAAGAAUACAGUACUAAUCCUGAAUCUGCAUACCUGCUCAAUGACCUCCGUUGAUCAUGCUACAGGCCAAAGCAUCAAUGUAUUAGGCAAUUACUCUCUGCAAAUAUGUAAUGAAAUGAAUGUUUCAGUAUUAUUUGCUUGCUUGAGUUGUGUUAUUUGCUUGUUUGUGACCAUUAGUUCCUACGGGGCCUAUGUGGGGUGCACGGGUAUUUUUUAUAAGGCCUAUGUUUGAGGUUGGCUGCUGAAGCAUCCAGAACAUUUGCAUGUGAACUUCUGAUUUAAUUUUGAUUUUAAAAGGAAUCUAGAAAAAAAAGGCAAGUGAAAUAGGGAGCCUAAUUGGUACCAGGGUGGCAUCUACAGCAUGGGUAGCCCACUGAUGAAUCAGGCAGCAUAUAGAUUCUUUUAAUAAAUACACAUUAUCUACCAGUAUCCUAGUCAUCCAGAAGAGACAGUGAUUAAAAGAUAGCUGCUAAGCAUAAACGUAAAGAGAAACUAUCUGGCUACCCUGCCUAGAGGUCUCUUAAAGCAAUCUCUAGCAAUUCUCAGGGAUCCAUUAACCUCCUCCUGUUCAGCCUUCUAAAAAUAUGAAAAAGAGUGGCAGGUAUGCUCAACACUGCUGUCCAACAGCAAGAAUGGAGAAUGUGGUAGUAGCGUUUCCUGCCCCUGCCCCCCCCUCCCCAGCAUUAUCAGACUUUUGUCAAGUGUUGUUGAUUGCCCACUUCCCUACUCAUCUUUCUCUGUCAUGACACAUGGUGGCUUUGUCCAAAAGCCAGAGAAAUACUUAGGAGUCCUUUAAA
Python bivittatus (Burmese python) is the source of this 2883-nucleotide messenger RNA. RefSeq names its product proline-rich transmembrane protein 1-like. The record is from RefSeq and is a predicted model, not a curated record. NCBI's taxonomy places the organism in Eukaryota, Metazoa, Chordata, Lepidosauria, Squamata, Pythonidae. Gene Ontology annotation, cellular component: membrane.